Archocentrus centrarchus (flier cichlid) is the source of this 2907-nucleotide messenger RNA. Its product is annotated as transcription factor 7-like 1-B. Gene Ontology annotation, cellular component: chromatin; beta-catenin-TCF complex; catenin-TCF7L2 complex. Gene Ontology annotation, molecular function: RNA polymerase II cis-regulatory region sequence-specific DNA binding; DNA-binding transcription factor activity, RNA polymerase II-specific. The record is from RefSeq and is a predicted model, not a curated record. NCBI's taxonomy places the organism in Eukaryota, Metazoa, Chordata, Actinopteri, Cichliformes, Cichlidae. The coding region runs from base 770 to 2500 and encodes 576 amino acids. The transcript has 12 exons. Gene Ontology annotation, biological process: regulation of transcription by RNA polymerase II; canonical Wnt signaling pathway.
GUGAACCCGCACGGGCUCCUGUGAACUGAUCCGGGGCCAGUGGAGGUCCCCGGCACCCCCUUCUCCUUCCAGCCUCCACCCCCGCAGUCUUUUCCUUCCACUCCACUUCAGAAGGAGCGAGCAGCCCGUCUCCGUUCCCACGCCUCCGACAAACGGCUUGAAUCAGCAAACUGAGCUAUAUGCGGAAACGAGCAGUGUAAAACCGCAGCACUGUGCGGAAUUAUGCACGUUUCAAAGCGGAAUAACGAUACAGGGAUCGCCGCGAACAGGCCCUCCACUUUCUCCGCUGGAGUAACUGCACAGAGGGGGACGUGAACUUUUCAGGCUCGCUUUUUAACAUGUCGACGGUUCGCUGGUGAGGGAUCUUUGUAUUUGUAUUUGCAUUGUUUGUGGGGAGGGGACCUUUUUAGAUCAUCUGAGGCAUCUGUUUUGGAGACUGUGCUUUUUAAGGACGUUUUUCUUGGAGGGACGCGGCUGAAGGACCCCCACACCUCAGGAAUUCGACGCCUGUAGCUGAAGUGUCCGUGAACGCCGCACGGAGCUAGCUAGCAUGUAAGCUAGUUUGGGGAGUUUUUUUGUUGGAUUAACGGAUUAAAAGGAGAAAAAAGGCCGUUAAGUUGGCGUUAACGCCGUCUGUGAGGGGCCUCCCGCACCGCCAACCUUAGCUAACUGCUUUCCUGGAGGGGGGGCGGUCUUGUGGGAGUUUUGCGUACUAACUCUAAGUUAGCCCGAAGUCGCUCCGGGCGUUAGCCGCCGCUAGCGUCCAGGCAUGCCGCAGCUGCGCAGGGAGGACGGGGACGACCUGGGAGCCGGGGACGACCUGGGGGCCAGCGACGAGCUGAUCGCGUUCCAGGACGAAGGGGAGCAGGAGGAGAAGCGCAACGUGUCCGCCGAGCGCGACCUGGACGACGUCAAGUCCUCUCUGGUCAACGAGUCCGAGACGAACAGCAGCUCGGACUCGGAGGCAGACAGGCGCCCCAAGCCCCGUCCAGAUGUGGAGAGCAGGGCCAGACGGAGCCGGCUGUGCGAGGAAGCGCUGAGGAAGCAGGACGCAGGGCUCCUCCAGCCGUCGCCCUACGUCGGGUACCCGUUCUUCAUGUUCCCCGACCUCGGGAACCUCUGCAGCCCCUACCUCGCCAACGGAGCGCUGACGCCGAGCGCGCGGACGUACCUGCCGUUUCAGUGGCCGCUGCUCGACGUCCCAGGAAGAGCUUCAGUCCGAGACACAGCGACUCCCUCACACCUGUCCAACAGUGUGUCGAUGGUGCAGCACCCCCACGUGUCCCACCUCCACCCACUGCUGUCCUACAGCCCCGAGGCCUUCUCCCCUCCGAGGGCCUCACCUGGUUUCUCUCCUGAAGCAGCAGGGUUGUCCAGGACUCCCGCCUGCUACCCGGUGUCUCCAGGAGCAGUGUCUCAGAUCCCCCACCCUCUUGGAUGGCUGCAGGGGCAGCCCAUGUACCCUGUGGCCGGGGGCUUCACACCUGCAGCGCUCGCCAUGAACGCCUCCAUGUCAGGUCUGGUGUCGAGUGGGUUCUCUCCUCGUUUGGUUCCCGCCCCUCAGUCGUCCAUUGCCCGCUCCGUCAUCGUUCCCACGGGCGUCAAGCAGGAACCUGAAGGCGACAGCGUGGGCGGGGACAGCAGCGUUCAGCCGCGGAAGGCGACGCCUGAAGUGAAACACGAGGGCAACGAAGACAGGAAGCCGCACAUCAAGAAGCCGCUCAACGCCUUUAUGCUGUACAUGAGGGAGGAGCGGCCCAAAGUGGUCGCCAUGUGCAAAGUGAAGGAGAGCUCGUCCAUCAACCAGAUCCUGGGACAGAGGUGGCACUCGCUGACGAAGGAGGAGCAGGCCAAAUAUUACGAACUGGCUCGGCAGGAGAGGCUCCUGCACGCCAAGCUUUACCCCGGCUGGUCCGCCAGAGACAACUACGGGAAGAAGAAGAAGAGGAAGAGGGCGAAGAUGGAGAUGAAGCUCGAAGUUGCCGCCACAGCGCCGUCGGACGACUUCCCCCUGCAGCUGAAGAGGCCUCGCAUCUCCGUGUGCGCCGAGGAGACACCGCUGCACACACAGGCCACGCACACGCGCCCUCACCUGACACAGCCGCACAGCAUCUCCCACCUGACGCACACCCACCUGUCACAGGCCAGCCCCGCCUCCUCCUUGGACUCCCCUGCGACCCCCACCACGGCGCUGGCCUCGCCCGCCGCCCCGGCGUCGACGCACACGGAGCACACGCACUCGUCGUCCUUCGGCGGGCACACGUCACCGUACCCUGAGCAGCUGCAGCCGCUCUCCCUCACCACCAAACCCCAGAGGCCGCCGCUGUCUCUGAACCGCGGUGCGGUCACCACGGGGCCCUCCUCCGAAACCCUCGCCUCCUCGCCCCCACCACCACGACCCCCUACUCUGCGCUGCCAGCCUUUCCUGGCCCCGCCUCCUACCUCCUCGAGCUCUCACGGUGCCUUAACUCAGCAGCGCCGAAGAACCAAUCAGCCGUGAAGAGCGGCAAAAUCUGACCUCGUUUUUAACGCUGUAAAUCCGCCGCCGUUUUUAACGCUUUUUUCUACCUGUGUCACGUUUUGUACGAGAAUAAAAGGACGAGUAAUUGGUCAAUAUUUGACUGCAUCUCAGACCCCCCAGACUAUUUUUACAAACUUUUUAAAGACACUUUUAUGAAGUAAUGGUGAGGUGAGGGGGCGGGGCUUAGUUUGUGUAACGAUGCUUUUUUACCUGCUAGUUUUGAGUGUUUCCUCCUCUUCGUCAAUAAACCUUCACUCAGCUCUCGGUGUCAAAGCUCUCUGUGUCUGCACUCUGGGUCAGAGGUCAGCGGUAACACCACGUCUGGUUUAUGGCCUGCAGAAGAAGUCGAUGCUUCAGAGGUCAAAGUCGGAUCGUAUGAAAAAUAA